AUGUUCACCAUCACGUACACUGUCACGUACACCGUCACGUACACCGUCAUAUACACCGUCAUGUUCACUGUCAUGUUCACUGUCACGUACACCGUCAAGUACACCGUCAUGUACACUGUCACGUACACCGUCAAGUACACCGUCAUGUACACUGUCACGUACACCGCCAAGUACACCGUCAUGUACACUGUCACGUACACUGUCACGGACACCGUCACAUACACCGUCAAGUACACCGUCAUGUUCACUGUCAUGUUCACCGUCACGUACACCGUCAAGUACACCGUCAUGUACACUGUCACGUACACCGUCAAGUACACCGUCAUGUACACUGUCACGUACACCGUCAAGUACACCGUCACGUACACUGUCACGUACACUGUCACGUACACCGUCAUGUACACUGUCACGUACACUGUCACGUACACUGUCACGUACACUGUCACGUACACCGUCAAGUACACCGUCAUGUACACUGUCACGUACACUGUCACGUACACCGCCAAGUACACCGUCAUGUACACUGUCACGUACACCGUCACGUACACCGUCAUGUACACUGUCACUUACACGUCACGUACACCGUCAAGUACACCGUCACGUACACGUCAAGUGCACCGUCACGUACACUGUCACGUACACCGUCAUGUACACUGUCACGUACACGUCAAGUAA
Messenger RNA from Knipowitschia caucasica, 675 nucleotides. NCBI's taxonomy places the organism in Eukaryota, Metazoa, Chordata, Actinopteri, Gobiiformes, Gobiidae. The record is from the annotation of a GenBank genome assembly.